CGGUUCAGUCUGUGCUGGAUGUUUGUGUCGUCUCGACUCGUAAAGCUCGUGACCUAAAUCGUCUGUUCAGAGAAAAAUCCGAAUUUUCUGCUAAACGAAUAUGUGCUCAUCACACAUCAUUCGUACAGCAAAGUUCUUAGUUCGGUGUGUUAAUUUCAAUUUUCAAUUGAAUAGUCGCGCACAAAAGAGUCAAUCCAAUUAAUUAUUCCAAUAUUAUUCACGGAAUAUUAUUAUCGCGAAAAUUUAAAUUGCUAUGUAAUAUUCAUCGAUGAGAGUAUAGAGAAACAAAGCCAAUAGUGGUGUGUAUGUGAAAACAAAAGUGUUGGAUGAUUUAUUUUCGAGUCUGCAAAACAUUGAGUUGAUAAUUCGAUUGUGUUUUGCGGCAUAAAUGUUUCAACUUGAUUUGAUGUGAUUCGAUUAAAUAGAUUUGCAUAUUCAUUCAAAGAAGCCCGGGAAGUGUACGUUGUAAGAGUGUGUGUUGCAAACUUUCCGAACACUGUUUCCUCGCAAUCGUUCGUUUGUUUUUAUCCUUCACCUCCAUCUCCUUUUUGUAUGCAAAUUUCAGAUAAAUAAAGAGUUGUUUGUUUUCACUGGUCAAAUGUAGUUUAGAGAAAUGUUUCUUAAUUCGAUCGAAAAUAUCUCGCAGAGAAUGUGUCAGACAUAAACAGAGAGAACGAAAUUAGAUAAGAAUGUUUCGCAUUUAAAUUAGUUCAGUGUUUGUUUCUGUGGCGCUUCAAUUAAUUUCGAAAACAAUGAAAUGCAAAGAAAAACCAAAACCAAAUUACAAAUUGCUGUCCAACCGGAUCUUCAACAUUUGAGCUGACAAGUAUUUCAAGAUAAAUUUUACACUUCUUUUUGAAAGAAGAAGAGGAACAAGAACCAGAAUAGAAAACGAAGAAAAAACCGAAACGGACGUAAACUAACUGGCGCGUGUUAUAGAACUGUCCGCAUCCACACUCCGACUCAAUAAAGUGCAACCAUAAAAAAAGUGAGAUGUAUGAUAUCAAACGCCAAGUGGAAAAACAACUCAAUUCAACUGAAUGCGAAUGAACCAAAAUAAAUCUCGUCGCACAACAAUCACGAUUAAAUAUUAACAGUAACAGUAACAACACUACGGAUAUACGUAUAAAUGCAUGUAUACAUAAAGGAGUGCGGCGGGGCAAAAGAGCAAAACAGAUGUCGACUGACCACAUAGUUUCGUGUGAAUGUAGCAUAAAUUGUGUGCGUGAUUAUUGUUUUCUUCUUCGUUGAAAACAUAGUAGGAAAAGUUACACAAAAGCAUAUCGCACACCGUUUUGUGAAUGGAGCAACAGUGGCAACAGCAGCUGAAAUUUUAGCAAACCAACGAAAGAAAAAUAAACUGAAACAAUUGGAAAGAAAAAAUUUUUUUUCUCGUCUUGUACUAAGCGAAUUUAUGCGUUCCGUACAUGAGCAUCGGCAUUAAAAUUAGUUAGAUCCUGGGAAUGCAAGCGCGCGCACAUGACGUCAAGCGUGUUUCUGUGAUUAAGAAGCAUUUCCGUGAAAUUCAUUUAAUAAGUGAAAACAACUAACUGUUUUCACUAUUUAAAAAAACACGCGCAGCGUAAACAGGCAGCUCAGUGUGCAAGCAGCAUCGCACCACCGCCAGCCGCAGCAACAACAAAAGCAGCAGCUGUAGUGGUAGUAGUAAUAGUACUUGUAGUAGUAGCAGGAGCAGCAGCAACAACAACAACAAAGAACAACAACCGGCGACAUCAUCCGAAAUAAAAACGCACAAAAUGGGAACAAACACGUUUAUUGAGUGCGCCAUCAUAUUGUUAACUGGGUUGAGCAUUGUUCGCGGUCAAACUCUGACAGAAAAAAUUCCAUUAGGUGCAAUAUUUGAGCAAGGAACAGAUGAAGUGCAAUCAGCAUUUAAAUUUGCCAUGCUGAAUCACAAUUUGAAUGUGACAUCGAGGCGAUUUGAAUUACAAGCAUAUGUUGAUGUUAUCAACACUGCAGAUGCCUUUAAGCUAUCACGUUUGAUUUGCAAUCAAUUUUCCCGGGGCGUUUUUUCGAUGCUUGGUGCAGUAUCACCGGAAUCGUUUGAUACACUUCAUUCCUACAGCAACACAUUUCAAAUGCCAUUUGUUACGCCAUGGUGUAACACACCAUGGUUUCCGGAAAAGGUACUAACACCAUCAUCCGGUUUUUUAGAUUUCGCCAUUUCGAUGCGACCCGAUUACCAUUCAGCUAUUAUAGACACGAUAAGAUAUUAUGGCUGGAAAAAGAUUAUAUAUAUUUAUGAUUCACAUGAUGGUUUAUUGCGUCUACAGCAAAUCUACCAAGGAUUGCGACCGGGCAAUGAAUCAUUCCAAGUUGAAACGGUGAAGCGUAUUGCGAACGUAUCGAAUGCAAUAAAUUUUUUGAGAACACUUGAAACAUUAAAUCGCUGGUCACGAAAAUUCAUUGUUUUGGAUUGUUCAACCGAGAUGGCAAAGGAAAUUAUUAUCAAUCAUGUUCGUGAUAUUUCUUUGGGGAGACGGACAUUUCACUACUUGCUCAGUGGCCUGGUAAUGGAUGAUCGAUGGGAAUCGGAAGUGAGCGAAUUUGGUGCAAUUAACAUAACUGGAUUUCGAAUUGUCGACAACAAUCGACGAUAUGUGCAAGAAUUUUUAGAUGAAUGGAAAAGCCUGGAUCCGAGUACAUCGAUUGGUGCCGGCAAGGAAUCUAUAUCGGCUCAAGCAGCAUUGAUGUAUGAUGCGGUGUUCGUUUUGGUCGAAGCAUUUAAUAAAUUACUUCGCAAGAAGCCAGAUCAGUUUCGUAGUUACACAAUGCGCAAUCGUAUGGGACAACUGGUGGCACCGGCCGUCACAAAUAUAUCCAGUGGCAAUGCAAAUGCAACAACCAACAAUGCAAAUGCGAAUCGAGUGCUCGACUGCAACACCAGCAAGGGCUGGGUGAAUCCAUGGGAGCAUGGCGACAAAAUCUCUCGAUAUUUACGCAAGGUUGAAAUCGAAGGAUUGACCGGAGAUAUUCGCUUCAAUGAAGACGGCCGACGCGAAAACUACACAUUGAACAUUAUGGAAAUGACGGUAGACAGUGGCAUGGUGAAGGUGGCCGAUUGGUCUGACCAAUAUGGCUUUGUACCGACGGUAAAAGCAAACGGUGGCAGCGAUCGGGUGCAGGCGCGCAUUGAUUACGAACGAAAUCGCACUUAUGUUGUAACAGCCAUAAUUGAAGAGCCGUAUUUUAUGCUGAGAAAGGGAAAACCAGGCAAAGUACUCGAAGGCAAUGAAUUAUACGAGGGCUAUUGCAAAGACCUUGCAGAUCUAAUUGCACACAAAUUGGGAAUCAAUUAUGUAUUGCGUACGGUGAAAGACGGUUCAUUUGGCACUGAAAAUCCAAACGAAGUCGGCGGCUGGGAUGGAAUGGUUGGUGAACUGGUUCGACGGGAAGCCGAUAUUGCCAUUGCUCCACUAACGAUAACAUCCGAACGCGAGCGUGUGAUUGACUUUUCGACGCCCUUCAUGAAUCAUGGCAUUUCAAUCAUGAUCAAAAAACCAGUGAAACAAAACGAAUCGUUUUUCAGUUUUAUGAGCCCAUUGUCAAAAGAAAUUUGGGUUUGCAUUUUAUUCAGCUAUGUCGGCGUGAGCAUUGUUUUGUACAUUGUCAGUCGGUUUUCGCAAAGUGAAUGGCGACCAGUGCAAAUAAAAGGAGAUUCAUCGAUUACCAUACCACCGUUGUCGGCGGCCACAGCAGCAGCAACAUCGUCGCAUGUAAUGGCCAAAAUGUCGGGCAAAUUCAGUUUAUUGAAUUCGUUUUGGUUUGCAUUCAGCUCGUUGAUGCAACAAGCCCAUUACGCGUCACCAAACUCAACAAUGUCCGGCCGAAUAGUCAGCGCCGUUUGGUGGUUUUUCACAUUCAUUUUAAUAUCGUCAUACACGGCUAAUUUUGCGGCAUUGUUAACAAUCGAACGAAUGACAACACCAAUUAAUUCAAUCGAAGAGCUGGCUGCCCAACGAUCCAUUCAGUUUGGAACACUACUCGAUAGUUCGACCAUGGAAUUUUUUAAGAAGUCAACAAUUCCGACGUACGCCAAGAUCUAUGAAUACAUGGAAAAGCAUCCAGAAGUGAUGGUGCAUUCGUACGAAGAAGGUGUACAUCGUGUGCGAAGUAGCAAUGGAAAUUACGCGCUUUUGAUAGAGUCACCGAAGAAUGAUUACGUCAACGCGCAAGAACCAUGUGAUACAAUGAAAGUUGGCCAAAAUUUGGAUAGUCAAGGCUUUGGUAUUGGCACCCCACUCGGAUCGCCACUAAGAAUGGCAAUCAACUACAUCAUCUUGUCGGCCAUAGAAUCUGGCGAGUUAACUAAAUUGCAGAAUAAAUGGUGGCACGAACAAGCCAAAUGCAAUAGCGCGAAUAAAAAGACGCACGAUAUAUACACCAGCGACGGUUUGGCAUUGAACAAUUUGGCUGGCAUAUUUUUCGUUUUGAUCGUUGGCUUGAUAUUGUCGCUAUUCGUGGCUACGAUUGAAUUUUGCUUUAGGCAACACGAUCCCAUGAAACAACACCAAAAAUUCAAAACAAAACCGGCCAAUGCCACCGCAAUGAACACAUUACAGGGUAAACCAAAGCUUACGAUCCAAGAGCAGCGAGAUUUUGAUAAUGGACGUGUAACGUAUUAUCCGUCGAAUAAUCAAGCCACGCAUUUCGAGCCCGAUGUGAUGCAAAUCAACAGUCACGCAACACUGCCACCACCACCACCAUCUGGACAUCAAGGUCACAAUCAAGAUCCACGUUUAGUGCGACCAUCAUGUGCCAACAACACAAUACGUCGCAUCAUGCAGCAAAAUGUCAGUCGACAAGAAAUGGAAAAAGUACUUAGCGAUACGUGAUAAGCAUAGGUCAGCAGCGUAGAUAAAUUGAACGACAGCAAUAUUUCUUUUCCCACAUUGUUUCAUUAGUAAGAGCAUUUUUUUGCGGAAUACGAUACAUCUAGCUCGAACCAACUCUAUAGAAGCUACCGUUUCUCGUGGAUUGAGCGCGAGCAAUAAUAGUAAUAAUAAUACAACGGCCAAAUGGCUAUGAUAAAAAAACAAAAACUUGAAACCGAAACAGGCUCGUGUAUUUGCUCUCUCUCUCUCUCUCUCUCUCUCUCUCUUACUCUGGUAGACUUUUCUCCUUGCCCCUUUCUUUCGAUUCUCUUCUCCUUCAUUAUUGUUUGUUCGUCGUCGUCGUUUUCUCAUUUUUUUCUCUCUCUCUCGAUAAAAGCACAAACCGGAUGUUUUUCGUGAUUUGAAAAUCAUCCGCAGGAUAAAGAUGGAGAUGGAGUGGGAGAGAGAGCGAGAUAGAUGGCUUUUAUUUUGUUUGUUCCUCUGUUGUCUUAUUGAAUUUUCGACGAGUGAUUCAAAAUAAACCGCCGCGCUCUCUUUCACUCAACAUGCCGCAUCAUUUCAAUAUGAUUUCAAACUCGAAACAAACUCAGUCUGAGUCUCUAUUAAAUACCCAUUGAAGAUUGUAAUGUUUCCAGAAUAUCCGUUCCGCUGACGCAAUAUUGAAUGAACCGUUUAACACGCAGGUUUAAUGCAGCCAAAUCGAUGAUAGAAAAAUAAAACUAUAUGGAUAAAACAAGAAAAUUAACGAAACUGUGAUAAAUCAAUUGUGUAAUAAUUAUCAAACUCCAUAGUUAUUUAAAGUAUUAAGACGUUUUAGUUGUCCGUCAUAAACACGCAAUUAUCAGGCAAAAACAAACUCACAUGAAUUACUCACCUGGCUGAUCGACAAUUGAUUUGAAAAUUUCUAAAUAAAUAAGCAAGAUUUUGCUUGUCAAUCUUGUUAACGUAAUUAAUUGACAAUUAUUCAUAUUUUAUUCGAAAUUGCAAUCAUCGGCAGUAACCAUUUCAUAUAUAUAUAAAUACAUACCCAUGUCUCGAUUCAUGCGAACAUGUCUAAAUGCGCGAUUCGGCAAUGAAUGUGUCGCAUAUCAAAUAGUUUUUUUUUCGUGUGGAAAUUGUUGUAUUGUGUGCGCGUGCCACCAGCACUAGCAUAAGCAUAAUAUAUUCAAUCUGUGUCCGUAUUCCUUGGGAUUAAGACGAAACAAUAAAAAAACAACACAUGCGCCAACAAACAUUAUACUUAAGGGUAAUUUCAAAGUGUUAAAACUAACAGUCAACAGGAUUAAAUCGUAGUCAAUAUUCAAACACUGUUUUAUCGGUGCAUUUUUAUGAAUUCAUUUUUUUGUAUAACUAUCGGUGUUUUGCUGCAUGAUUUCGCCGCGCAUGGAAAACAUUCCGCUGCUGUGAACCAUCAACUAUUUACUGUAGAAACAUGCAGAUUUAUUUCAUGUCAUACACAAAAACAUCAAAUAUCAAAAAAGAAAAAAAAUGUUUAGGAUUAAGAGAAAACAAUUCACCUUUCUUCUUUGAACCGUCUUUAAAACUAAACCUGCAUUUCUUAAUCUUACCAAUACUAAAAAAAAGUAGUCGAUGGAAACUUUCAGAAAAAAUCCAAUGCGAGAAUAAUGGGACAACUUUUAAAACAAAGACAUAUUGCAAACAAAGAUUAUGCGAAUCACUGUAGAUCCAUUCUCGCUCCCACUCAAUAUGCGGGUGAGCUGAACCGAAUGCAAUUAGUGUGAAUUAGAAGAAAAAAGAUACAGAUGUUAAACAUUAUCCUUAGCUCAGAAUUAAUGUUGUCUAUUGGUAAUUAAAAAAAAAAAAACUAUAUGAAAUUACCAAAUAAAAUGCAAUGUAUCACGAAUAAAUAUAAAAUUAAUACUAACUUAAACUUAA
Molecule: messenger RNA, 6752 nt
Organism: Sitodiplosis mosellana (orange wheat blossom midge)
Lineage: Eukaryota; Metazoa; Arthropoda; Insecta; Diptera; Cecidomyiidae
Product: glutamate receptor 1-like
Exons: 16
Coding region: 1758-4856 (1032 amino acids)
Biological process (GO): modulation of chemical synaptic transmission; synaptic transmission, glutamatergic
Cellular component (GO): plasma membrane; postsynaptic membrane
Molecular function (GO): glutamate-gated receptor activity; transmitter-gated monoatomic ion channel activity involved in regulation of postsynaptic membrane potential
Source: RefSeq, a predicted model, not a curated record